AUGCUGUGGCUGCUGUUCCUGACUCUCCCAGGCCUGGGGGGUUCUGUGCCUUUGUUCCCGGAUCCUGACCCAGAGAGGGAGAGGGGUGGCAUUGUGGGGACACACAAUGCCCCUACUGGGCGGUGGCCAUGGCAGGUUAGUAUCCGAAGAUACAAUAAGGAGCUUGAGCUGUGGCAGCACGUAUGCGGGGGCUCCCUCAUCCACCACCAGUGGGUGCUGACCGCUGCCCACUGCACCCAGCGGGAGGACUUGGAGGCUUGUGGCUUCAGGGUCCAAGUUGGGCAACUGAGACUCUAUGAUCAAGACAAACUGACAAAGGUGACUCAGAUCAUCUGCCACCCCAAGUUCAACCAGAGCCUGUCUGCUGAGGGUGGUGCAGACAUUGCCCUGCUGAAACUGGAGGCCCCUGUGACACUCUCUGAGCAUGUCAACCUGGUCACCCUCCCACCUGCCUCUCUAACAGUCCCUGUGAGGACGAUGUGCUGGGUGACUGGCUGGGGUUACCUCAGACUUGGAGUGCCGCUGCCCCCACCCUACCAGCUGCAGGAGGUGGUGGUCCCCAUUGUGGGGAAUGAAGUCUGUGACCGGCAUUACCAGAACUCUUCAAACUACAUCGGCCUGAUCAUCAAGGACGACAUGCUGUGUGCUGGGAGUGAGGGCCAGGAUUCCUGCCAGGGUGACUCUGGGGGCCCACUGGUGUGUAGCUGGAAUUGCACCUGGGUCCAGGUAGGGGUCGUGAGCUGGGGAGAUAUCUGUGGUCAUCGUGACUUCCCUGGGGUGUAUACCCGAGUGAUGAGCUACGUGUCCUGGAUCUGGCAGUAUGUCCCUCUUUCCCCUGGACCCUAG
Pteropus alecto (black flying fox) is the source of this 846-nucleotide messenger RNA. Its product is annotated as mastin. The transcript is spliced from 5 exons. Gene Ontology annotation, molecular function: serine-type endopeptidase activity. The record is from RefSeq and is a predicted model, not a curated record. Gene Ontology annotation, biological process: proteolysis. The coding region runs from base 1 to 846 and encodes 281 amino acids. NCBI's taxonomy places the organism in Eukaryota, Metazoa, Chordata, Mammalia, Chiroptera, Pteropodidae.